CAUCAAUAGAAAAAGCAGUUUCUUUCCUUCUUCCUUUUUUCCCCUGCUUACACUGAAACACCGUUUUCAUUUUCAGUCCCCUAAAACCAAGUGCAAAGCUCUCCCUUUUAUCCCUUAUAAAACCCCAUCAUCAUAAACCUAAAUCCAAACCCUUUUUUCUCUUGGAUUCUCUCCUUUCCUCUCAUUUUCUUUGCCCACAAACACCCACCCACCCACAUGGAAGCUCUCAACUUUCUCAUGUUUUGGAGACCCACUUACUGCCCCCAGAAAGAGACCCAAAACAGAGAGAUUCCAAAUCCUUCCAUGGAAUCUGAGGAAGGAGACGAGUCCUUCUUCGACUUGGAGCUUUCUAUGGAUGAUCACGUCUGCCCAGAUUCCGGUGAAGGGAAACCGGUUAAGAGUGUCGGCGGUAAUGAGUUGAUCAGCUUUCUCCGGCCGACCCUUUCGCUGUCUCCUGGGGAUCAUUUCUCCAAAAGAAAAGUCAUGCCCAUUGAGCCCUGCUCCAAGCCUCAAUCGCCUAUUGCUCUUUUGAAGUCAUCACCCAAGUUCCGGGUUUUUACUCUCAGGAAGUCGACGAAAUCAAUGGCGACAAUGGAGAAAUCAGAGAAGACGGAGCUGACUAGAGUUUUGAAGGAGACUCUGAAGCAUGAGAAGCAAGGAAGUACGAAUCUUCCAAUAUUCAGCAGAGGAAACAGUUUGAGGAAAACAGAAGGAAUUUCUCAGAAGCAGAAAACAGAGGAAUUAUUCCGGGACGAUUCCUCGAAGAGAUUCUCCAAAGAUGUGAUUCAGAAAUACUUGAAUAGAUUUAAAGUGUCAAAAACGCAAACCGACAAGUUAAAAUUCUCCAGUGACAUAACAAUGCCAUCUCCGGCGUCUUCUCCGGCAGCGGUGCAUUCUUCAAAAGAGAAACAGGGCAACAUGCCAGCUGGGAUCCUGGGGGUGUACAAGCACUUGGGCAAGAGCAGAUCAGCCUCUGCCACGGCGUCUCCGGUGAGUCGGAGAGAUGAUUCCUUGCUGCUGCAGCAUGAUGGGAUCCAGAGCGCCAUUCUUCAUUGCAAGAAGUCUUUCAACUCAUCACGAGAAGCUGCUUCAUUCUUUUCAAGUGAUUCUUCUCUUGAGAAAUUAAGCAACGCAUCUUCUACAGAUUCUUCUAUGUUAUCAAGAAAUUCAAGCGAUUCUGCCUUCGAGAAACUCGGGUGAGGAAGGAAAUGGGUUCAAGAUUUGAAUCAAAACCUUCUCUGUUUCAAUUGAAGAAGGCGGGAAACACAGUUUCUUACGAAUGCUUAAGGAGUUGUUGGGAGAGGUAGGGUGGUUUGAGAUUUUUGAUUGAUGUAAAGGAGGAAAAGGGAAUGCUGGAUGUGGAUGUUGAAUGUUAGUUGUAGGUUAUGAUGGGAGAAGUGAAUAGAGUAGGGUAGGAAUCACUUGUAAAGUUGAUGGGUCAUAAUGAAAAACUUGAAAGAAAACUCUGUUUUGUAUCCUUGUGUUUGUGUGUUUGUUGGGCAGUUUUGACUAGUACACUGCAAUUGUAAAAUUUGGGUUUUGCAAUGUUCACGUCAAAAAGAUGUGCCAUAAAAUGUUAUCAGUAUG
This is a messenger RNA of Rubroshorea leprosula, 1587 nucleotides long. The record is from the annotation of a GenBank genome assembly. Lineage: Eukaryota; Viridiplantae; Streptophyta; Magnoliopsida; Malvales; Dipterocarpaceae.